AUGAAAGGAAAAUUGGACCCUGAUGGACCCCCCUUCACUCCUCCUGGAUACAUUGGUCUCUCCCCCUACCCUUACCAUUCUACACCCCUGGGUCGAGGUGGUUCCCCUCUCUCUUUCUUUUAUCCAGAGCAUUUAGGGUCUCCCCCGCCAGCACAUAUGGGAGGUAUACCAUACAGUCUGGAUCCUCAUAAAGGUCCAGUAGGUUUCCGUGGUUAUCCGUUUUCCAGUCAAUACAGUCCCUACCCAGAUUUAACUUCAUG
Messenger RNA from Eurytemora carolleeae, 260 nucleotides. RefSeq names its product protein pangolin, isoforms A/H/I/S. NCBI's taxonomy places the organism in Eukaryota, Metazoa, Arthropoda, Copepoda, Calanoida, Temoridae. The record is from RefSeq and is a predicted model, not a curated record. The annotation marks the transcript as partial. The transcript has 5 exons.